Messenger RNA from Pangasianodon hypophthalmus (striped catfish), 5068 nucleotides. RefSeq lists its product as uncharacterized. The transcript is spliced from 5 exons. NCBI's taxonomy places the organism in Eukaryota, Metazoa, Chordata, Actinopteri, Siluriformes, Pangasiidae. The record is from RefSeq and is a predicted model, not a curated record. Bases 487 to 1173 code for a protein of 228 amino acids.
CACACACACACACACACACACACACACACACACUUGUCUUCCCAAGCCGUAGUAGACCGACGCCGCGCUUUAUUUGGUUGCCAACAGGCGGCCCACUUUAAACGCGCGAGGUUCCUCUCAUCUCCAGGACAACCAGUAAACGCUCGCGGAAUUUAGCACGCGCACUGGCUCACUGGUCCUGUUCUACUCUCCUCUACUCUCCUCUACUCUACUCUACUCUGCCCUGAGAGAGGAGCUUCAUCCUUCCUGAAGGGCUCACACAGGCUACUUCCACUCAGAAGACACACUAGGACUUCUUGUUCCUGCUUCCGUUCCCGCGACGUCACGAGUUGAAAACACCGGAGCCGUGUCGUGACGUGACGUGACGUGACGCGCAGAGGACCAGCUUCAGGCUGCGUGUGCGCUACAUGGAGCAGGAGAGAGUCAAAUCUAACUUCUGCGAUGAGACAGCUUGAUCCGAGUUACAGGAGCUCGCACUGAUCAGAGAUGUCCACCUCAGCUUCUCUAAACGUCUCUUCUCUUUCCCCGACUACUUCCCCGACUAUUUCCCCAACGGAUCAGCUCACAGCCAUUAUGAUUGCAUUAUCUUGUCUGGUGCUUUUUGUCCUGAUUGUUCUGCUGGGGUCUCUCAUCUACCGUAAGGACCCUUUCUGCUGUAAAUCCCGGGCUUAUCAAGACUCACAUGCUGACUUGGAGCCUUCCUCUCAACACUACAGCAGCCGGCAGACUUUGGUGGGCUCACCUUGCACUGAUUUACCCCAAAACUUUGAAAGCCUUGAUAACAUCAACCCACAGUCAGGGCAGCUGUUCUACGUGGGCGUGCCCAGCACAUACUGCCUCCCGCCUAUGGACCCGUCCCUGCCUCAUCUGCCCUCCUAUGAGAGCGUGCGCAAGAAGGACAGACAGCGGCAGAUUCACAUGAUGAUUGCAGACCGCUUUGGUCUGAAUGGACCCGUGACAGCAGAGGCUCCGCCCACAUAUGAGGAGAGCGUUCGCCAGUCUCUUCAGUCACUUCAGACCCUAGAUGCCCCAUAUGACACCAUACCACCGUCAGUGAUGCCACAAGUAGUUCUCUCUCAGCCUAUGAAUGCCUUACCUCAAUAUGAGGAACUACGUCACACUGCUACCUCACCGGAUAGUAAUAAUGACCCUCAUCCAAUGGAUUCAGAUUAAUGAAGGGGGAUUAUACUGCUCUAAAGACACUGAUGAACAAUAGAAAAACUAUUGUUGUGUUCAAAUGUUGUGUUCCAUGCAGAAUAUGGCAAUAUUUGUUUAAACUGGUGCAGCUCGAAGGCCAAAGAAGUGAUAAAAAGAAGAAGAAGAAGCCUUUACACAAACACAGUAACCCAAACACAGAGCCACGAGGAAAAGUCCACCAGUAUUCAGGCAAAACCAUUCAAGCACACUAAACAUGUCUGUGUGUUUGAAGCACACCCUACAGACUGGAGCUUUGUUUAUCAGUGACUCCUGACACCUCUUCAUGAAAAACAGGGGAUUUGACUGCAGCCUUUUGGAGAGAUAACAAAAAGUCUGCAGAAACAGACAGACAGAUUACAAAGGACAACCAUGAUUCAGCCUUAAUAAACGUGACUAAACUUUCUCAGGUAACUUUUAGAUGUGAAUCUUUUAGAGAGAGAUGAUAUUUUGAUAUUUUUUCUUUUUCAUUGUUUCUUUGUAUAUUAUCUUUUUAUAUAUUUUAUAUAUAUUCUUACAUUUUUCCUGACCCCUUGUAAUGGUAGUUGUCUUCUAUUUCUUCUUCUUUCUUUUUUUUUAAUUACAACUCCUACUGACUUGGUAGUAUGACAUACACUCCAUGCCAAAAAUGGCAAAUAUUAAGCUUUUAAUGAUCUUAACAACACAUCAUUGGUCAGAAAAUGAGCACCACCAUUUGCUCAUUUACCUUUGCUGCAGUGAACUGUUUAGGGAAAAGCUAGAGUCAGGGAAAUUCACUUAUAUAGUCUUCUUGUACCCAAAGGUAAAAUUAUGAUAACGAGUAAAAUGUUUGAUGUAAAAUUCAAACUAACACAUGUCUAUGUGUACAAAUCCUCUAAAUAUAUUAAAAGAUUAGUCAAAAUUUGGUUAUCUGCCACACCUGAUGCAGCCCAUGUCUUAGUUCAAGAAAUUGGGUAAAUAAAACAAGAUGUGCUGAUCUGUUAUUUUUAUCUCUGCCCACAUUUUACAUGCCAUGACUGAAACCAUGUAAAACUAUUAUUAGGUCUGAGAAUGUUUACUUUCUGAGACUGCGUCGAACACGUUAUAGGGUUUGCAUAGGUUUGGUACAGGAGUAGUGGUAUGCAGAUCCAGAUUUUAAAGCAUUUUCAAAGACAAAUCUCCAUUGGCAUUGCAGUUAAAGAAUAAGCAAACUCCCAGUCUGGGUAAUUGUCAUUUAAUGUAAAUCUAAUCAGUUAAGAAUUAAAAAACAAUCUCUAAAUCAAUCAGUGAAUUAAUGAAUCGAUGACUCAAUCAAGAGAUUAAAUUAGUGUGAAGACCUAGUUGCUCCAGCAUCUGUGAAUUAUUCUCAGAUGACACUAUGAAACCUUAUCCUCUGACUGAAACAGCACUCCUGAACACACUUGUUUUUGCGUUUUUUGGCUCUCUUUGCAUUUAACAAAUUCUGCCUUAUUUGCAAUUCAAUUCAUCUGAAUUUGCUUGGCAGCCAGUGGGUGGAGCGGUACAGCAGACAUGCAACUUUUCUCAUUUGAACACCUUUUUAAGGUGCUGGAUGUGUUAUAGAGGCUUCUUAUUUAAUGAUGGGUGAAGUGCUGUGAUUCCAUGUACAAAUGAUUAAGUUAUUUCCAUUAUUCUGUAUAUAUCACUGAAGUCAACAAUAGCUAAUUGGGUGCAAUAUGGUGUAUUGAAGUGGGUGUAGAAGUAAUAUAUGUUAUAAAAUGUGAAAAAUGUUUCAUUCCUCAUUGCUCCUUCACUUAUUUUUCCUGCCCAGUGGAGCUCUAUAAAUCUCCACAAAGCCUUUCUGGAGGCCGCUCUUUGUAGACCUGAAGCUGCUGAGUCGACGUUUGUUAAACUGCGACUCCUAGCGGGCAUGUGCAGAAACACUGUCCCUUGCCAUAGUGCAUAAAUUCUUGAAUGAGCUUUUGAGAACUUUCUAGAACUAUAAAUGCUCUUAAAGCAUCUAUUGUUCUGUAGUAUCCUUAUGAGAGACAAGCAGCGAAGUGCUAAAAGCAUCUUCCAUUAAAGACAGCACAGCUGCUGUUGGCCCUCGGGGAGAAAGUCACUGCAGUGUCAACGAUGUGUCACUGUGGCCCAAAUAAAGAUGCUGGGAACGUAACAGUUGGGUAAUCUCUUAAACAAUUGUCUUUAGUGUGACUUGACAGUUCAGGUCAUGGAUCAUCUAAGACAUGGCCAAUUAAAAUGAGGAACCAUGGGGAGAGUCUACUCAUCGCUGACAUUCCUCUAUCUCAUUAGUGUCCAGCUUGAGAGGUGUUAAACAUAAAAUAGCGCCUUCAGAUUAAAGUGGCUGUUGGAUAACCUGACAAACAUUUGAAGAAAAGAGCUGCUAAAAGUCUUGAAAGUUCUAACAUUGUUAUCCAUUUUACCAUUGUUUUGACACUUUCUCUGCUUAUCACGCAACAGAUUAGAUAGUAAUUAGAAAAGUCCGCCAUUUUCCAAACAAAACCUCAUUAUCAGUAAUGGAAAGACACAAUUAUAACAUCAUGUGUUCACUACUUCUGUGACCUCGUGUCUGAAAUAUUAGUGUCACAACAGUUUAAAAACAAAUUGAGCAAACAGCAAAAAAAUGAAUAUUCAGAUAUAUUCCAAUUGAUCGGUAGUUAAUGUCAAGCAUGAGGUUGUGUUGUGACAGUGUGGUUCAGUAUUAAAUAAAUCACAUAAUUCUGCUUAUAAGACCUUUAUGAAGGUAAUAAAACACAAUGGGGCAUGCUGUUAUAGGAAAAUAAUUAACAACACAGUGGUUUGAUGAAACAGAGGGCCAUUACCACCAUGGAGCAGAUUAUUUUUCAAUAACAACAUGUCCCAAGGUCUUCACCUACACUUCUACAAUUUUCAUUUCUUUAAUGGAAGGCAUGUAAUAUUUUAACUAAUAAUUAUAGUUACAAUUAAUGUUUUGGAACAUUCAUGAGACAAGAUAGUUCCUGUUAUCACUUAGCAGCUAUUCCCUCACCUGUGUCUUUUUUUCUCUCUUGAAGUUAAUAAGUUAAUAAAAGUUAAUGUGACAGAGAAACCGGAAAGCACAAAGUCCUCUGUCCUCUCCCAUGGCAGUGUUUUAUACACCCAAGGCUCUGUCCAUAAAUGUUAAAUAAAUGUCUCCUCAUAGAAAACUUCCCUAUAUCAACAAUUACAGGUUUUUCUUUUUUAAGCAACAUGUUUUUUGAUCUUUUUAUAAUUAGCCUCCAAAACACAAGUCCCUGUGAAUGAGUUGUUACUAAAGAAAGGAUAAUGUAUUAGAACAAGAACAUUUAUAUCAACCUGUGACUUGAAUUACAGCUGGUGCUACUGUCAGAUCUGCUGUUAUAGAAAUCGUCACUAAUCAGAUUCGAGAAUCAGACGGCAUUGUGGUAUAAAAAUAUCGUGCAUAGCCAAGAUUGCAAUGUAAGGACAGAUAUACGUAUGUUUUCUCUCAUUCUAAAUUCUAAAAUUGUGUGUGUGUGUGUGUGUGAGAGAGAGAGAGAGAGAGAGAGACGUCACUUCAUCACCAUCAUGUGACAGUGCCAGAAUACCAGAUUUACACUGAGCUACAAAGUCAGUUAUGACAUCAAAAUGUAAGUCACAUGUGAGUCAAAUUUACCUCAAAACUGACGAAAGCAGCCUGUUGGAAUAAUCCUCUAUAAAUGUUUAUAUGGGCUUAUAUCAGUUGUAAUAACGGGCUUAUGUAAAUUUAAUGGAUGAAGCAGGGCUGCAAAGUGACAAUGAAAAAAACCCCCAUUAAUAUCUGUUUUUAUCAUUGCUUCCAAAUUCCAGUCCUGUAGCUACACUUUGAAGAAACUGUUGACAAUUGUUAGACUUUAUAUUUAACUACUUACACUCACCAUUCAUUUUAUUAGGAACAUUUGCACACCUAUUCAUUCAUGUAAUUAUUCAAUCAGCCAAUCAU